AAAGCCAAAAGAGAAAGAAAAUCUUAAAAACUCAAACAAACAAAAAAAUUAACGAAAGAAAAGUUGAUUAAUUAACUUCUUCUUCUUCCUCUUUGAAAUGGCGACGAGCAAAUGCUACUAUCCACGGGUAAGCCACCGUUUCUUCUCCACCGAACAAAACGUCACUUCCGCUUCCGAUUUCGAGCUCGACGAGUGGGAUCUUUACAAUACCGGUUCAGAUUCUGCUCCCGGUUUCAGUUUUUCUGACCUUACAAUUAACUCAAGUCGAACCGGAGUUAACCGGAAAAGUCUUGGUGGUUCGGUUUCGGAGACAUUUUCCGGUUCAGCUGCGUCUUCGGUUCCGGUCAACGUCCCGGAUUGGUCGAAGAUCCUCGGAGAAGAGAGUCGACGUAGGCAAGUUUCGAACGAGGAAGUCGACGGUGACGAGAUUGCUUCAUGCGGCGGAGGAACACGGCGGAUUCCGCCGCAUGAAUUGCUUGCUAGUCGGAGGAUGGCGUCGUUUUCGGUUCACGAAGGUGCUGGGAGGACUUUGAAAGGGAGAGAUCUGAGUAGGGUGCGAAAUACUAUUUUUAAAAUUAGAGGGAUCGAAGACUAAAUGUUUUUUUAUUAAAUUGAAAAUACGAGGGCUUGAAUCAAAAUUUUAAGGGGUUGUUUUUUAUUUAUUUUUUAGUUUCUGGAUUCACAUUUCCAGUUUAUAUUUCCUUCUUUUUCUUUUAUUGUUGCGGCUACGAAUUUGGACAAGUAGUGAUUAUUAUAAAAGAGAGUGUUAAUUAAAGAUUGUAUUGAAAUUUUGGGACACCAAAUAAGAAAAUUGACUCGGUAUUUCUUUUAAUAA
Molecule: messenger RNA, 835 nt
Organism: Eutrema salsugineum
Lineage: Eukaryota; Viridiplantae; Streptophyta; Magnoliopsida; Brassicales; Brassicaceae
Exons: 1
Coding region: 98-595 (165 amino acids)
Source: RefSeq, a predicted model, not a curated record